CGACGAUGACAUCCUCGACGAAGAUACAAUGCAUCGCCCUCAUCUCCUCGACCAACUCCCCUCUCUACAUUCGCUCCUUUGGUCCCUCGGAUAAGCGAGGCGAGGCAGAUCUACGGUAUCACUUUAUAGCUCAUAGUGCAUUGGACCUAGUCGAGGAGAGGGAGACUGCCAAGAAUGUAGAGAAUUACUUUGGGCUGCUGAUGACCAUGGAGGAUCUGGCCGUGUACGGUUUCCAGACUUCUACGAGGACGAAGCUGCUGAUCAUGCUGACCGUCUCGGACAUGGUCGUCAAGGAUCUGGACAUGAUCACCAUCUUCCGCGCAAUCCACACCUCCUACCUCUCGCACCUCUGCAACCCUUUCCACUCCAUCUCUCCCUCUCUCCUCUCCAAGAAUGCACGCUCCGCUCCCCUCCCACCAGCAGAAGCUGCUCUGCCACCGGGGAGGAGAACGAUACAUAGUCCCCUCUUUGAGAGGAGAAUGGAAAAGAUUGCUGCGUGGAACCCGCCUUCCAUGGGUGGGGGAGAGACAGGAGGAGGGGGAGGUGGGGCGACGGGGGGAAGAGGCAAGCAGGGGGAGAUCCCUCCGCCUACGCCGAGUAAGACCUGA
This is a messenger RNA of Microstroma glucosiphilum, 608 nucleotides long. RefSeq lists its product as hypothetical. Gene Ontology annotation, cellular component: nucleus; TRAPP complex; cytoplasm. Gene Ontology annotation, biological process: endoplasmic reticulum to Golgi vesicle-mediated transport. The coding region runs from base 6 to 608 and encodes 200 amino acids. The transcript has 4 exons. The record is from RefSeq and is a predicted model, not a curated record. Lineage: Eukaryota; Fungi; Basidiomycota; Exobasidiomycetes; Microstromatales; Microstromataceae.